AAUUGAAAAACAAAAGUUGACACAAACAAUAUUAAGAUGAAUGUAAUCAUUCGUUUGCAAAAUUUACCAUGGUCGGCAAAUGCUUUGGAUAUUCGUCAGUUCUUCAAAGGUUUAUCAAUUCCGGAUGGCGGCGUUCACAUAGUCGGCGGAGAAAUGGGUGAUGCUUUCAUUGCAUUCAGCACUGACGAAGACGCCCGACAAGCUAUGAUGCACGACCGUGAAGCUAUAAAUGGUGUCCAAGUUCGCCUUUUACUAUCGUCUAGAGCAGAGAUGCAAAAAGUCAUAGAGACUGCCAGACAGCACUCAAUGCGGGCUUUGCAAAACUCUAACUUAGUGUCUUCUGCUGUGGCUGGACCAAAAGCAGCCCCUAACGUCAUUGCCCCGAAAUUGGCAAUGGCGAACAAGCCACAGCCACCCGUAAUUACAGCUAAUAGUCUACAAAGUAUACUUUCUAAUCCCUUAACAGCAGUUAACCCUUCUUUUCUUGCCUACCAGCAACAAGCCGGUAUAUCUCUAAUACCCGGCGCCGGUCCUUCCAGAAACAUCAUCGACGCUGACGAGGCAUCUGCAAGGAACAGCGACAAUCGAUCGGUAUUCGAAGAUUUCAAAUCGCGUUCACGAUCACGAUCGCGUUCUUCUGAACGUAGUUCUUUCAGCCGACGACGUGAUCGCUGCAAUCGAGAUGAUCAAAAGAGCAGGGACCGAAGCAGAAGUCGCGAUCGGAGUCGUUCGAAUAGUCGAGAUCGCAGUCGGGACAAAAACUACGACCGGUCAUAUGAAAUGUCAAAAAAUCUUCAGAAGAACUGCAAAGGAGGAGCCUACUAUGACAUAGAUAACCACAGUGCGAACUCGAAUUCGCUACCGCCUUGGGGAGCCAAUGGUGUCUAUCCCACUAUGAAUAAUUUUUAUAGCAGAGACAACAUUGCCACCAAUAAAAAAUCCGCUACAGCAAAUAACGAUGUAGAAGAAACAAAUGAAGGGCCAAAUUCCGUGGUGUCGACCAACAACUAUAGCCUAAGUAAUUUCCUGAGUGGCUCCAAUGGCAAUAAAGCGUUUGCCCUACAAAACCCUUACACCGCUGCCAUUAGUACAGAGUCACCAGCUAGUUCCGCAAAUAGUUUGACAACAACUAGUAGUUCAGCUAUUCCAGGUAUUUUUGUAGAGAAAAAAUCGAAUGAAGCCGUGGCCGUAGCAGAAGCAGCGACUCUACCACAGGAGCCUAUUGUCUUUGCCGACACAAAUCCGUAUGAAAAAAUGUACCCCAACCUAUUUGCCCAGGCUGCAGCAAACAGUAUAGUCAGUAGUCAGAAGGUCAUGUCUAAUAGGAACAUGCUAUCGUCUCCAUUAUCCCCUAGAGAAGAUGACAUCAGUACUCGGGAAUCUGAUCCUAGCAAGACGAGAUGUAUUAAAAUUUCAAAUAUGUGUCCCGGAACCACAUACAGCGACAUUCGUAAAUUUUGUGUUGGCUUGUAUAUUCCCCACAAUGGUAUCAAAAUGGUCAAUGACGCACAUGGCCUUCGAAUUGGUGUGGCUUAUGUCGAAUUCUCCAAACACGCGUGUGUAGUUAGAGCUUUGUCGCGGAACAAUCAGCUUCUUCGAAAUAGGUCAGUUGCUAUAGAGGCGGUAUCGGAGGAGGAGUUUGAAUCAAUUACAGACAACUACCACCCGGAUGGGCACAAUCGUGAUAGACAGCAGAAUGGUGGCAGAGGUGACUACAUUUCGGAACCAGUUGUUCGUGAAAUGUCGGUAAAUGCAUUCAAAGGUCAUUCCAGCAUGCAACCAUUUAGCGUUUUAUAUAUUGAAGAUAUACCGGCAUUAACAACGGAACAGGACAUUAUGAAAAUGUUCAGUUCAUACUCCCUUUAUGACAUUCUGUUACUGUCGUCUCCAGAAAAUCGACGUGAAUUCGUGGCACACGUUCGUUUCUCGCGCGAAGAAGAUGCCUUGUCUGCCUACGAGGAUAAGGCUCAUCACCAAAUCGGCUACCGACGUCUCCGAGUAAGACCUGGAUCCGUAGAAGAAAUGGAGCGAGAAAAAGAGAAAAUACGUCUAGCAAACGAACAACUGAUGAAGGAAGAACAGGCAGCAGCCGAGGAAGAAACCCGACGUAGGCAGAAGGAAGAAGCUGCAAAAUCAAAAGAAGUGAUAAGUUUGGAUUUGACGCAAAGUGAUGGAGAGGAUGACACCCGGUCUAACACAGGCGAUAUACAUUCAAAGGACUUCAUUAGGAGAACUAAUAAAUUAAUUGACGAAGUUGUCAGUAAUAAGAAUGAUGAUGAAAGAACCGGAAACAAGUUUGAUAUGUACGGAGCCUACAAUAAUAUCAUGCAGAGUCACAGUGAUGAUGAUUCUCAAAAUUUCAAUAGCAAUAGCUGCAACCAAAGUCCGUUCGAUUUCGAUAAUCCCGUAAACUCGACCCAGGCUGCUCGAAAUAAAGAUCCACGUCUACGAAAGGGUUCGAAUCAUCUUAACUCAUCUUCAACGGCACAAAAAGAUACCGGGAUGAAUGAUGUAUGUGGAUCCCCUAAUUUUAAUAACUUCAAUCCAAACUUCAACGAUCAGCAAAUGUCAAGCCCCUCUCCGAACAGCAUUGAACAAAAUUUCGUAAUACUGAAGAAUUGUCCUUAUGCUACCCGUAUCAAUGACGUUGCUCAACUGUUAUUAACAGCUAAUCUGGCUUUGAAGCACAUAGAACCCUUGUGCAAUGAUAGACAAUUGCCUACCGGCGAAUUUAUUGUCGAGUUUCGUAGAUCACGUGAUGCUGAAAUCGCUGUGAACCGCUUCCAUAAUAUACAAUUUAUGAGUCGAAGUCUACGAGUUUUUCCGAUAACACCACAAGAAAUAGCCAACCGCUUGGGCAAACCAUUUCUCGGAUAUAUCCCCGGUGGCAACGGCAUAAAGAUUUCCGACCUAAAAAGUCUAGCUGCUGCCAUGAAUGUUGGUAAUAGUAUGAACCCUAAUCUAGAAUGGAAUGGGAUGACCAAUAAUAGUAAUAACAGUUUAAACUAUCGAAUCAGUGGGAACAACAGUAGCAGAUUCGAAACGAAUGACAUUAACUAUUCGAACAGCAACAACAAUCGCUUCAACAUGAAUGAGUCCAGCGACAGCAAUGGAUUGCCUGAGCGAUUUUGCCGCCCCGGUUGUGUGUUGGAAUUGGAAAAUGUACCAUAUAAGGCACAGCUGUCCGAUAUUUUGAAUUUCUUUCAUGGAUUCGAACUGAAGUCGGAAGAUAUUAUACGUCGUUUCAAUGACGUAGGUCAACCAACGGGUGAUGCAAGGGUUGCAUUUGACUCACCGGAAUCAGCGCGCAAAGCCUUCGAUGCUCGCAAACGCAAACAAAUAUUCAAUCGUACAGUUUAUAUGAGAAUAUUAAAUUGA
Molecule: messenger RNA, 3378 nt
Organism: Musca vetustissima
Lineage: Eukaryota; Metazoa; Arthropoda; Insecta; Diptera; Muscidae
Exons: 2
Coding region: 37-3378 (1113 amino acids)
Biological process (GO): regulation of RNA splicing
Cellular component (GO): ribonucleoprotein complex; nucleoplasm
Molecular function (GO): RNA binding
Source: RefSeq, a predicted model, not a curated record